AUGGCUUUUAAGGAUACUGGAAAAACACCCGUGGAGCCAAAGGUGGCAAUUCACUGAAUUUGAAUCACUCUACAGAGCUACAACGUAAAAUCCCUGGAGAAUAUGUGUGCUGACUUGAUUAGAGGAGCAAAGGAAAAGAAUCUCAAAGUGAAAGGACAAGUUGCAUUGCCUACCGAAGCUUUGAGAACCACUACAAGAAAAACUCCUUGUGGUGAAGGUUCUAAGACAUGGAAUCAUUUCCAAAUGAGUAUCCACAAGGGACUCAUUGAUUUGCACCAUCCUUCUGAGAUUGUUAAGCAGAUUACUUCCAUCAGGAUUGAGCCAGGAGUUGAGGUGGAAGUCAACAUUGCAGACACUGAAGUCAGCUAUAUUAAUAAAUUGAUUACCACUUUUUAA
Messenger RNA from Cebus imitator (Panamanian white-faced capuchin), 396 nucleotides. Its product is annotated as 40S ribosomal protein S20-like. Gene Ontology annotation, biological process: translation. Gene Ontology annotation, molecular function: structural constituent of ribosome. The record is from RefSeq and is a predicted model, not a curated record. Lineage: Eukaryota; Metazoa; Chordata; Mammalia; Primates; Cebidae. Gene Ontology annotation, cellular component: ribosome; cytosolic small ribosomal subunit. The transcript has a single exon.